Molecule: messenger RNA, 2592 nt
Organism: Scheffersomyces stipitis CBS 6054
Lineage: Eukaryota; Fungi; Ascomycota; Pichiomycetes; Serinales; Debaryomycetaceae
Gene: RNN1
Exons: 2
Coding region: 1-2592 (863 amino acids)
Biological process (GO): nucleolar large rRNA transcription by RNA polymerase I
Cellular component (GO): RNA polymerase I core factor complex
Molecular function (GO): RNA polymerase I general transcription initiation factor binding; RNA polymerase I transcription regulatory region sequence-specific DNA binding
Source: RefSeq, a predicted model, not a curated record
AUGUGGCCACAUAAGAAGGGUCUUGGAAUUCGACUAAGUUAUGGAGUUGACGGAAAUGAUGGGGAUGAAGAUGAGUCUUCCAAAUCUCCAGCAAUUCGUUCUAGAGUUAUGGCUACUACUAGUUACGCUAGGUGCCAAGAAGACGAAGUCGUUCUACACGAAGUAUCAAAGUCUGUUUUCGAGUUAGCUCGGAGUCUGACAUCUUCGUUCACGUUGAAUUCAAGAAUGUAUGACAACUUAGAAGUUGCAAUCAAACCAAUUUAUAAGAAAAAUCUUCAUCAAUCAGAAGUCUCAGAAGCGUACGUUCCUGAUAAUAUACUUAAUUCGUAUUUGAUAGAAUCGAAGACCUUGACAUCAACAAUUGCGUACGAUCCAAAUUACGAGAAUCUUUUUGCCUUAUUUAAAGUUCAAAUGAAGGGUCUGUCUCAGACUUUCAGAUCGAUUGCAUACGUCUCUGGAGAAUCAGGAAAUAUUCUAAAUAUUGGCUUAGUCAAUAGUAAGGGAAUUGAAGCUAGAAAUAAAUUCAACAAAGAAUCCUUUAUAAAGUUAUUGAUUCCCGAAUUGUCUAGACUGUUUCAGAUUUCGCUAUCAGAGCCUAUAAAGCAAAUCGAAAUAGCAAGGGAAGUUUUUGAUUACACACCAUCUUAUAUCGUCGUAAGAACAAGCAGUAAGGUUUACGUACUUUUUUGUCGUAUACCUGCAAUACAAACGAAGUCUCUAGUGAAUUUGGAAGUGCUGGUGUUGGGUUGUAUUGAGUCCAAAGACCUAGCCUGCAAUGAAUUGGCGCAUGUAUCAGUAAAUCCAUAUGACUUCUCGCGCUUUGCAGUAAUUGACAUAAAAGGUCAUUUCGGAUUGUGGACAAUUCUGUUUGAUUCUGUGAAGAAAUUCAAUAUGGAUAGCCUGCAAUGCAGUCCAUCAUUGGAAGAUUGUACAGAGUUAUCAAAUUGGAAACGAAUUCAAUGGAUAUAUGAUUCAAAUCAUCUUGUUGUGUUGACAAGGGCGUCAGUUACUCAAUUUACCGUUUCUCCAAAAUUGCAAUCUCGAAGACUCAUAACCUCAAACACUUGGUCCAGAAUUCAAGACUUCGCAACUUUGGGUGAAAGCUCAUUUCUUUUGACUUCGAAGGAAUUGAUUUGGUUUAAAUCAGAGUCUACGAUGACCAGACUUAUGUCCUGGAAGCAUUUUCUCGAUGAUUCUGAUCCUUCCCUAAGAUUUCAAGUUACUGAAACUAAACAGGAAAGGAGAUAUUGUUGUUUGAUUUACUCGCAGGUAUAUUCGUUGAUAUUUGUUUACAAUUUUGCAUAUCGAGAUGGAAAGCCGUUCAGUCUACAUGACCCAUACUAUUUGCGAAGGGAAGGAAGCAAAGCUGAUUUGAGGCAAGUUGCACUAAUGGACAUAAGUAGAGAAUUUUACUACUCAAAUCAAGAGAAGGAUGAUUUUGUUGACGAAAGUGAUUCAGAAUGCAUUAUUUCUAGAAAUUAUGGGCUCUUCGAACUCACGACGGAUCUUUCCCUAACAUUUAGAUGUUUUUCGGAGCUUCCAAAUUAUACAUUAAGUUCUAUUGAUGCCGAUUUGUCGGCCUUAGAAGAAGACAAUAGAAAAGAGAAGAAUCAUCCCACUCAUCUUCAUUUCAGAUCUCUAUCCAAAAAAAAUGUCACGAAGCUAUUAGACUUUCUUGUUGAGCCAGAAGAAAUAUUUUAUGAUCAGUCUCUUCAAAUACAAUCUAUUCAAGAAUAUGCUUAUUCGUUAGGUGAAGGAGCUAGAAAAUUUGAUGAGCGAAGCGCAAGGUACUUUUCUUUGUUAGAUAUUUCUAGCACAGUACCCAAGUUUAUCGAAGAUGUAGCAGAAUUCGACUUAAUGAUUGAACAAUUGUCUUCGUUUUAUGAGCAGAAGGGAAUUACGAUGUCCAGUCUUGUCAAUCGGUUUCUUCAGACUAGCAGUAUUCUCGAUUCUGUUGAAGUUCAAGAAAGUGAAAGAACUCAUGCGAAUGAUAUUUUUGAGUUGCUCUACAAAGCCUAUUAUCCUGGAUCUCAUUCUUUACGAAAGUACAAUAGUAUUAAUGGUCUCAUUAAAUUGGCUAUUCUAUUAACGGCAUCUCUCAUCAAGACGAAGCCUCGUGAAAUAUCGAACCAACUUCGAUCCGAAUAUGAAUUUGUAAUCAAAAAGGCACUGCCAAAGGUUUCCAAUUUGUUAGGGGAAUGGAACUUGGACGCUACGAAUUCUUCCGAAACCAUGAAUUUUGAUUCACAAGUGACCCAAGCAGAUAUCAUGUCUUCACUACCGUCAAUACGAAUAAGAUCAAAUCACACAUCGAACAACUCCAAAUCAAAGUCACUUCGACAAAAAGCGAUCAAGAAUUCACAAUCUCAAACUCCAUCGAACUUGGCACAGUUCUCGCAAUUAACUCAAUUACCCCAACCAAAUAACUUGGUCCUGAUGAGCCAGUAUUUGCCAUCAGAAGAUUUGUUGUUUUCGACACCAGAAUCUUUCCCUUCAUCACAAACCAUGACACCGUCGCUUUCCCAGAAGAGAAGCCUUGGUUCUCAAGGAAAUAAACCUAAGAAGAAGAAAAGGAAGGGUGGGUUUUCAUGA